CCUUACUUAUUUCUAUAUAUUGAUGGAUACUAUUUUGAUGAUGAUUAUGCUAUCAUUUCAGUAGUUAAAGGACGGUGUCUGCAAUUCGUUAAAACUGAAAGUACGUAAAAUGCAAUCUAGUCUUAAUCGUAAACCAAAAUGCUUCAUGAACUUCUGAGCACACCGGAAAAAAUGGUACCGGACCCUUGUCGGAUACACGUGAUCAAAACCAACACCGAGAACCGGUACCACCUCAACAAUCUCAUAAACCUCUACUUCAAAUCCCACCUUGUAACCGAUGUCGUUCGUCUCUUCCACCAAAUCCCAUCACCCAACGUCGUCUCAUGGACCACCCUCAUCUCCGCCCACUCCGGCACCCCUGCCGCCCUCACCCACUUCAUCUCCAUGCUCCGUCACCCCACUCUCCCAAACCAGCGCACGUUAGCCAUUCUUUUCAAAACCUGCGCCACCCUCCGUUGUUUCCCCUUUGGUCUCCAGCUUCACGCCCUCUCAAUCAAGCUCUCCAUCGCCGCGCAACCCUUUUCCGGUUCUGCCCUUAUUCACUUUUACUCUAAAUCUCAAUUUUCGUACAAUGCCCGCAAGAUGUUCGAUGAAAUGCCUCGGAGACCCGGUUUGUUUUUUGUCGGUUAUUGUCGGGUUUGUGCAGAACUCUAGACCGGUUGAUGCUUUGUUGUACUUUUGUGAGAUGAGAGCUUGUGGUUUCGGGUCUACGGAGUAUAGUGUGUCAGGUGCAUUGCGUGCGUCGGCGGAACUAGCUCGUUUGGAACAGUGUAGGAUGGUUCAUGCGCAUUCGUUUGUUAACGGGCUUGACUUGAAUGUGGUAGUAGGGACUGGGCUGGUUGAUGGGUAUGGGAAAUAUGGGAUGGUAGACGAAGCACGUUUGGUGUUUGAUGGGAUUGUGUCGGUUAUGAAUGUUGUAGGGUGGAAUGCAUUGAUCUCUAACUAUGCACAAGGGGAUAAUGAUUCGGUUUUGGAGCUUUAUUCGAUGAUGGAGUUUCGAGGUCUUGUGCCGGAUGAAUAUAGUUUUUUAUCGGUCAUGACGGCUUUUUGCAACAAGGGUUUAACCGAUGAGACAGAACAUUGGUUCAGAAAGAUGAAACUAGAGUAUAAAUUAGAACCGUGGGCUGAGCAUUACACGUGUUUGGUGGGUGCGAUGGGUCGAGUUGGGAGGUUAGAAGAAGUGAAAAACAUCGCUUUGACGAUGCCGAAUCGUAAAGCCGAUGCUGCAAUGUGGAGAUCUUUGCUAUCGGUCAGUGCACAUCAUGUAAACUGGAUUUGCACAUGUGAGAAUCUGCGACGGAGUGGGUUCAUAUCUUUAACUAUGUGGUCGGCUUUAAAAGUUCUCACUUACUUGUCUCACAGCCAAGGCAUGACAGGCUCUGGGCUACAUGAAGCGUGUUAAACACUUAAUCUCCACAAUGGCCAUGAUAAGAUAAACUAGACUGCUAUGGUUGUAAAACAAGGUUUCCAAGGCCGAGUACUCCCCGAGUAGUCGCUACAAGGUAGGCUGCCGAGGCGACUUUCUUCGACUCUGCCUAAUUACUCAGAGUCGGUCAAACGCGGUCAACCUUGGCCAGA
This is a messenger RNA of Helianthus annuus (common sunflower), 1578 nucleotides long. RefSeq names its product pentatricopeptide repeat-containing protein At1g74630. Gene Ontology annotation, biological process: RNA modification. The transcript has 2 exons. The record is from RefSeq and is a predicted model, not a curated record. Gene Ontology annotation, molecular function: RNA binding; protein binding. Bases 572 to 1402 code for a protein of 276 amino acids. NCBI's taxonomy places the organism in Eukaryota, Viridiplantae, Streptophyta, Magnoliopsida, Asterales, Asteraceae.